UGUUUUCUUUUAACAGAUUUUAAACUCUGGUAAGCUGUGAUUGUGGCCGUUGGGACAUUUGAAGUAAAGAACAAACAACAGUAUGACAGGACUGAAAGGAGCCUUCUUGCUGAUUGUAGCAAUUGCUCUUGCGGUGCAAGGGUAUCUUCUACUGGAGUUUGUUAUUCCAAAGAUCCAGUCUAAAAUCAUGAGACGUACAAUAUCAGAAAAUGCCAUAAUGAUGAGCAACAUCACUCGCAUAGAAGGGCUGCUCUACAGAUCAGGGCAUAUGAAGAACGUGCACAGCAACAAUUCAAUGCCUCGUGAUGUUGGAAAGUCCAGAAAUAUGCCGCACCCGCCGGGCCAGUGUUAUCACAGAGUCCAGGUGUACAACAAGAAUGGCGUUCUCACUGAGAAAAGACCAGCACUCAAAAACAUCGUUGAUCAAUCAAAACUUGAAGGGAGAACAGACAUCAGAGCCAAUGUGACCUGUCCAAAAGAGUGCACCGUGGAGAUCACGAUUGCCGGCGAUGAGGACAGGUUUGCAGGAAUGGACGCCGUGGUUCACUUCAUGAAGAGCCUCAUCCCGAACCCCCUACCCCCAGCCAACCUGAACCCUGAUCAGACAUGGGUCUACUUCUCCUGGGAAUCUCCGUGGUCCAACGCUAAAGAGAGCGGUAGAAUCGCCAAGUUACCGGUCCACGCCGUGUGGACGUACUACAGAGGGUCCGACAUCCCUUUUCCUUACGGGUAUUACGACGCCGUGACACCCAUGGCGAAGGAGACGAAAUCGGUGGACGAGUGGUUGCAGGGGAAGACCAAGCUCGUGGCCUGGAUGGCAAGUAACUGCGGAACCACCUCCUGGCCGAGAAGGGACUUCGUCCUCGAACUCAAGAAAUACAUCCCGGUCGACAUGUACGGGGCUUGCGGGAAUCUCAAGUGUAUGCCGAGUUGGUCGACUAAAUGCACGGUGGACCUGGUGCGUCAGUACAAGUUUUAUCUGUCCUUGGAGAAUGCGGAGUGCGAUGACUACAUCACCGAGAAAUUGUGGAACAAGCCCCUGAUGCAAGGGGUGGUCCCCAUCGUGUAUGGACCCACGCGGAAGGCCUACGAGGAGUUACUGCCUCCCAAUUCGUUCAUUUACAUCGGCGAUUAUAAAAACAUGUCCGAGCUGGCAAAUUAUUUGAAGCUCUUGGACUCCAAACCCGAACUGUACGUCGAGUAUUUGAAAUGGCAGAACCAAGGUAGUGUCCGGGUGAACCAGGUAAUGCACGAACCGUACGACCCGUCCGCGUUUUGCGAUUUGAUUCCUGUCAUCGACAAAGUGAAAAGAGGCGAGUUGAAACGGACCCCCGUGAGUAAAAGCAGCUUUCCAAAAACAUGUAGAAAGCCGGACCGAAGUAAGACGUCAGCUUUUGGACUCGGAAAGUGGAAUCCUUGGUAAAGUGAGUUUUUCGUAUUUGGGCCUACACAUCCCUUCGACGAGAUGUUGCAUUGAUAGGCCUAUUAAAACAAUAAUAUGUUAUAAACAAUUUGCCUGAGUGAACAUUUUGUACUUUAGAUAAAGGUUGUAUUAUUUUGUUCAAUGACGCAUGGAUUUAAUGUCCUUCAACUCAUUUGAAGACUCGCAUUAUGGUUUAUUUAGUUUUGUAUUUUAUACCCGUAUAUUUUUAAUCAAUUUAUGUAUUUGAAAAGGAAAGGUUUAAAUAAUAAAAUAAUCAUAACCUGGAAACAAACUUCUAUAAAACUCACGGUGGUUCUGGUAUAUCUGUUGACAAAUACAUUUCAUUUAUCUGAUGCGAGUAUUCUUCAUUAUUCAAAAACUGUCGUCCACUAGAUGGCGCUCUUGCAGAUUCGCAUUUUUUUUAUUUCCCCAAACCAAAGAUCUUUUAAUUUACAUUUGAGUGUUUUGACAAAAACGUUAUGCAGUCUGCAGAUACUCGGCAAACGGCUGUACAUGUUCUUAAAUAUUAAACCCGCAUAACUGGCUAUUAUAGGACUGGUCCAUCGUAAGGUUAAGCUAAAAAACUACGUUCUAUUCAAACCAUUAUAGACCCAAACAAAACUGAUUAUUCAAUGUAUGCAUUGGUGAAAUGCUGAGAUAACUUCGUCAAGCCCAGGGCGUGGGAGGGGGGGGGGGGUUCCACAACAAAUUAUGCUGACAGACCAUCUGUGCCACCAGUCUGUCGAAAAAACAAGUGUGACGUGAGUGCACAAUAAGCUCUGGCCAUCUUGCAUGAAAGUCUUGCAUGAAAUAGAUCAAAAUGAUGCCUGCCAGAGCUGGAAAAAAUGGCUGGUACCAUCUUUCAAUGAGGGGGCUGUUCAAAGCGGACGAUCAUACACACUAUCGGACAAUACAGGAGUUUUUUUUCAGAGGGCACACGCGCGAAAUUUCUAAAGGCGCUGUUACAGCCGCUAUUGUUACAAAAAGGCACUCAAUAUUUUUUUGAAAACAGGGCACUGUUUUUUUUAAAGGGCACUUUAAAAAACAACAACACUCUUUAAAGAUAUGGGGGGGGGGUUAAAUAAGGGCAGUUAAAUGGAAAAGGGCAGUCUUUACAAAACAUUGGGGGGGGGGGGGAGUAAAUCCCCCUUACCCCUUCCCCGAAAAAGUUGAUUCAAAAAUUUACUGCGUGGUUUUUUUUUUAUUCUAGUUGCUCUGUUGUGCGAUCUGAGGCAAUUUCCGACCACUUUAACAAAAGAUGAUUUAGCGAAAGAUGAUGAUAUAUGCAGUGGCUGUUUUUUUUUUUCGUGGCGACGUCACAAAUUGUGUAUGGGUUUGUUUAUGAUGUAAAUCGAGGACACACAGUGGGAAGCAUCAUCGAGUAAUUGAGGACAUGAGUCAAAUAGAGGACGACCUCGAUUAGAAAACGUGUGCAAAACCAAUGGGAGCUGUUGCAAAAAAGUUGAGUAAAUUAGAAAACAUUGAUAAUAAGGAACAAUAGAACAUUCUCGAUUUACACCAUGAACAAACCCUGGGGGGGGGGGGGGGGGUGGAAUCCAUCUUUCUAUGGGGCGCCGUGACUAUCUGACAAUAUAAGGUAUUAUAAUAGAGCUCUUCAGAGCGGCACAAUUAAAGACGCUUGCACGACCUUAAAAAGGGGCCGGGGCACUAAAGUGAAAAAAGGCCAUUAUUCAGUUCCCAAUGGAAAUGCUUCCUGAAUAGUACUUAGAUAGAUUAAUCAAUUUAAACAAGUUUUAAACAAUAAUUGUACUUUUAUAACAUUUUAAACGUUUUUGAAGUUCCGUGGACUCAUUCCGUGGAAACAUUUAGGAUGUUGGGUUUUUGUUGUUGUUGUUGUUGUUGUUGUUUUUUUAAUAUGUAUGAAUAUAUGACUUUAAACGUAUGUUUCAAUAACAUUAUUAAAGCAUACAUGAAUGUGAUAAGAUAAUAAUAACCUUCACAUGUAACACACGCACUAUAUCAAUUAAUUUACGAAGUUUCAGACUUCAAAUGCCGUCAGAGCCUAUACCAUUUUUAAUCGAUAUUGAUAGUUUCGUUGACUCGAACAUUCAGCAGGACAUGUUUCAAUAAUGUUGCCAACACUUUUGCAUAGCAUUUUCAUGAUAAUCUAUUAAACAUGUUAUUUGUAAUUAUAUGAACACGUGUACGUUUCAACAACAGUAUCAUGAAAACGUGUAAGUAUCAAAAUAAUAAUGUUAAAAAAGAUA
Messenger RNA from Patiria miniata (bat star), 3651 nucleotides. RefSeq names its product 4-galactosyl-N-acetylglucosaminide 3-alpha-L-fucosyltransferase FUT6-like. The record is from RefSeq and is a predicted model, not a curated record. Gene Ontology annotation, molecular function: alpha-(1->3)-fucosyltransferase activity. NCBI's taxonomy places the organism in Eukaryota, Metazoa, Echinodermata, Asteroidea, Valvatida, Asterinidae. Gene Ontology annotation, cellular component: membrane.